CAACAAAUCUCCCAAAAAAGAAACCAACUUUAUAUGAUGGGUCUGUUUUCUUCCCCCUCCCCACACCACACAACAAUGUGGACUCCCAAAGAAACCAUGUUUUCAAGAAUUGCCCAGAGUGGGGGGAGCAGGGAUGAGGAGGCACUCAUCAUGGCUGCGCUGCAGAGGUCUCCCACGGUCUUUCGUGCCCGGAAUUCGGUCUUUAUCGGGCAGGAAGGAGAUGUUUCGGUUCUGGAUGUCGGGCAGCUGAAAGAAGAGGAGCAGGUGCAAGUGUUGGAGAAGUUGGUGACUGCUAUCAAUGAGGAUACCGAGGCAUUUUUCAGAAGAGUUAGACGGAGAUUUGAGGCGUAAGUUGAACUUCGUUCAACUGUUUUUUGCACUCGUUUCUUUUGUUGUCUCCCUUCGCUUGCAGUUUUGGUGCAUUUCCAUUGUUAUUGGCAUGAAGAACUUUAGUUUGCUUGGAAAUUGGCGUUCCCUAUUGUAUAUGCUAUGUGUGUUGUCAAAAUGGGGAAAGUUUCCUCAUAGUAUGAACUAUUGUACCGAAAUCUAAACAGUGAAAAGUAUUCGAGCGAUUAGAGGAGUCAC
Molecule: messenger RNA, 585 nt
Organism: Cuscuta campestris
Lineage: Eukaryota; Viridiplantae; Streptophyta; Magnoliopsida; Solanales; Convolvulaceae
Source: the annotation of a GenBank genome assembly